UGCAACCUCCUCUCAAACACUCCUCAACCCCUGCCUUUCCCAUCGAAAAUGGCGGAAGCAGUGCUCUUCAGCCUUGCCACUGACAUACUAAAAAGCCUCACCACUGAAAUGGCAAAACCUGGAGGCUUCUUCGCUUCUCAGAAUAUCCAGUUGCUCUGCUGUGCCAAGGACGAGCUCCAAAGCCUUGAAGGCACUGUCCAGACCAUCCAAGCUGUGCUUUUGGAUGCUGAGAGACAGCAAUGGCACAACAAUGAGCUCAAGCUCCGGCUCAAGAGGCUCAAGGAUAUGCUGUACGAGUUACAGGAUUUGCUCGACGAUGUCGCAACCGAAGAUCUGAGGUGGAAGGUCACUUCUGGCAACAAGAUGUUGAAAGCAGUACGCAUUUUCUUCUCUAAAUCAAAUCAGCUUGCACACCGUCUCAAAGUGGCUAAUAAGAUUCAGGAACUUAGGAAGAAACUGGUUCGGAUUAAAAAUGAUAGGGAGUUCAAUUUGGAGCGGCAUCUGAGUGAGGCAACUCUUUCUAUUGUGAGGAGGACAACUCACUCUUUUGCGCGAGAGGAAGAAAUAAUUGGUAGAGAAGAGGAUAAGGAGGAGAUCAUCGCACAAUUGCUUGAUUCCUCCUCCAGAGAGAGUGUGUCGGUUGUUUCCAUCGUCGGUAUAGGAGGACUGGGAAAAACCACGCUUGCUGAUCUGGUAUACAAUGAUGAAAAGGUGAAAGAAUGUUUCAAGCUUAAGAUGUGGGUGUGUCAUGGGGAUCCUAAAAUAUUUGAUGUGGAUUUGAUCAUCAAAGAAAUACUGAAAUCAGCCAAAGAUGGGUGUCAAGGGGAUCUUGAGAUGACAAAUCUGCAAGGCAUUGAAAAUAAGAAUGAGGAACAGUUGCGAAGGCUCCUUGGUAAGGUACUAGGUGGGAAGAAGUACUUGCUUGUUUUGGAUGACUUGUGGAAUGACGAUCGCCUGAGAUGGCUGGAACUCCAACCUUUGCUAAUGGGCGGUUCAAGGGGGAGCAAGAUACUCAUAACCACACGCAAUCGGUCAGUUGUGCAGGCUACGGAUGCGAAUUCAGUUAUCCAUGAUCUACGUGGCUUAUCUGAAGAUAAGUCAUGGGACUUAUUCAAGAAAAUGGCUUUUGGAAAUGGGGAAGAAUCAUUAGACUUGAGAUUGGAGGAGAUAGGUCGAGAUAUACUUAAAAAAUGCGCUGGCGUUCCCCUUGCCAUCAAAACAAUAGGUAGUCUUCUAUACGCCAAAAAUGAAAAAGAGUGGCUCAAUUUCAAGGAGCGUGAACUUUCAAAAAUAGAUAAGCUGGACCGUGGAAUUAUGGAAAUCCUUAAGCUCAGCUACGAUCAUCUUCCAUCACAUUUAAAACAUUGCUUUGCAUAUUUUGCAUUGUUUCCAAAAGAUUAUGUCUUUGAUAAACAGACAAUGAUACAACUCUGGAUGGCACAAGGCUUCAUUGAGUCAUUGGAGGGGAACGAGGACCUAGAAGAGACUGGGGAUAGUUAUGUCUCGGACCUACUAAGUAGGUCCUUCCUCGAAUUUGAAAUGGUCGAUGAUUACACUGGUGAGGUGAAAAUGUUCAAGAUGCACGAUCUCAUGCAUGAUCUUGCCUUGAAAGUCGCAGGAGAUGAGUGCAAGAUGGUUAAUCUUAAUGAAGGCAGCAUCAAUGGAGGAAUUCGACACGCAUCGUUUGCUUCACAAUCAUCCUCACCACAAGAAGUGACCUCUAUUCUUGAACCGAACAAUCUACGAACAUUUCUCUCUUUGAAAGAGAGCAGAGCAUUUGUACAGAAUGGGAUUCUGUCCAAGUUUAGGCAUUGUCGAGUGUUGGGCUUGGGCUAUGCGCAUUUUGGUAUCCCUACUUCCUUGGGAAGUCGGUCCAAGCACUUAAGAUUUCUUGAAAUUUCUGAAAACCUAUCCAUGGAGAGUAUGCCAGAUUCAAUCACAGAUUUGUUGAACUUACAAACCCUUAAACUCUUCGGUUGCAAGAAUCUUAAAACACUUCCGAGAGAUUUGAGGAAAUUGGUCAACCUGAGACACCUCUCAGUUAAUGGAUGUGACUCACUAAGCCACCUACCAUUCCUAAGUGAACUCCCUUUCCUAAGGACGUUGAAUCUCAUGGGCUUGGAUGCAUUGGAGUUCCUUCAAGAAAUUAGUUACCCAGAGCAUUCUAAUAUUGGGCGGCCCUUCUUCCCAUCUCUGAAGAGACUAUCGCUCCUCAAUUGUCGCAACCUAAAAGGAUGGUGGGGAAGACGGCAAAUGGUGGCAGCAGAUCAGGAUCGUGCACAGUAUGAUCAACAAUCAUCCUUCCCAAAACUUUCGUCCGCAGCAAUAUUGGGUUGUCCACACCUGAAUUCAGUGCCACUGUUCCCCUUGAUAGAAUACUUGAACAUAGCUAGCGCGGAGUUGUUGGAACAAAAGAUGGCCGUUCUAGAUUUUCCAUCAAAAGCACCAGUGGAAUCCACGUUCAUCCCUCUCUCUAAAUUGAAGGGUCUACAUUUUGCUGGUGGUGAUUUGGAGCACUCGAUGCUCGAGACUUUACUUCCGGUGCUUAACAACCUCAAGUCCAUGAGCCUUGAUGAUUGCGCCAAACUAAGGAGUCUCUCUUGUGGAAUGCAAUAUAUGUCCUCACUCGAGCACCUCGUCAUUGGUGCUUGUGAAGAACUUGAUUUGUCGAGCCACGAUGACGAGCAUGGCACCCAAUGGCGAUCUCUUGUUAAACUCCGCAUUCUUAGAAUCAAACAACUUCCGAAACUGGUGACAUUACCGGAGGGGAUUCAAUAUGUCCCCACUUUGCAAUUUCUCCAGAUUGAACGCUGUGAGAAUCUGACGAAUUUGCCCGAAUGGAUUGGUAAUUUCUCCUCGCUCAAAGUGCUUGAAAUUAUUGGCUGCAGGAGGUUGCGUUGUUGUGAAGGGAUUGUCCACCUCGCCGACCGACAGGAUAAAGUUAGAGUCAUCGGAAAUCCCAGGCUAGCGAUAAGUCUAGGCGCCCAUUCUCUUCGCUCGAAAAACUUACAUUUUUUGGCUGCAACAGUUUUCCGGACGGGAUUGUCCACCUUACCAACCUAG
Syzygium oleosum is the source of this 3063-nucleotide messenger RNA. Its product is annotated as putative disease resistance protein RGA1. The transcript has a single exon. Bases 49 to 3063 code for a protein of 1004 amino acids. Gene Ontology annotation, biological process: defense response to other organism. The record is from RefSeq and is a predicted model, not a curated record. NCBI's taxonomy places the organism in Eukaryota, Viridiplantae, Streptophyta, Magnoliopsida, Myrtales, Myrtaceae. Gene Ontology annotation, molecular function: ADP binding.